CCUCACUAUCAGCCUGUGCUUUGAUGUGACACGUGAAACUCGGUGCCGACGCUGGCUCAUAACUGCCCAUCCAUCCUAGUACUUUCACCCACUAUGCCCAAAGUUAAGAAGGGAUGUCAUCUGCUGAAGCAUGCAACUUCAAAUGUGCGGAAGAAGCUGGCUCCGCACUCUGAGCUGGGGUCAGGCCCCACUUCUGCACUGGAAUUGAUAGAUACACACCUCCAGUCCACUUCCACGCAACGGAACUAUAGCUCAGCAAUAACCAAUGCCAAGAAGUGGUUGGAAGAGAAUUGCCUCAAGUACAGUAACCCACUGUUGUCAUCCCCUGAGGAUCCAAAUCCGGAGGCAUAUCUCUUUCAACACAAGGAUGCUCUCCUUGCCUUCGACAAACCUGUGGAAAUUACUGCCAAACUACUGGCUGCAUACAUCACAUUCCGCGCUACUGAUCAGAACAAGUCUGUCUCAACUGUAGACAUACUCCGCUCCGCAUUCAAGUGGCACUUCAGGAAACUAGGAUUUGAGGGCACUUGGCAUCCGCACCCUUAUCCUGAAAAGUGCCAGGGAAACCCAUGUGAAUCCAGUCUGAUCAUUGACCUUGUCAAAUCUGUGAAGAAUUUGCGCGCAUCUGAGGGAACUAUCCGGAAUCAUGCAAGGGCAAUCCAGAUUAGCGACAUUAAGGCUAUUCAGGCUGUCACUGCUACUCAAUGUCCUCCAGACCUGAUUAGCAAGGCUCUUGACCCUAGUAUUCCCAGCAAGUCCUUCACCCUUAAACAACGUGACAACAUCCGCUCCCACCUCAUGUUGUGUACACUAACAUCUUUGGGCUGGACUCUAUGGACAAGGAAUGAAGAGCUCACUUCAAUCCUUAUUCAGCAUCUUGAUUGGGGACACGAGGAAGUCAGUCACAACCUUCCACACCUGCGCAUCACCCUGGUUAACCGCAAGGGCUGGCAAAAACAGAACCAUAGUGAUGAGUCUGGCUGCCAAGGCAUGGUGGUCUUCAGUACUGGUUUGCUCUUGCACCGGUUUUCAGAAGGUGGCCACUUCAUCAGUGCCAGUGGUGGGGCUCUCACAAUAUUCCAGCCAUCUACACUCCUCAAAUAUGCUAUGGAUAUGCUGAUCACCACAGAAACAAACUAUGGCGACUCACUUGCCCCGGUUCACAUUGACAACUUAGAGUCUCAAAAUGGAGCGAUGUCGCAACUCAAAGCAAUGACUGCAGAAGAAGCCCGCUCUCAGUUUGGCCACCUGGGUGAAUACAUGGGCCGUUUUGAGGAACGCAUGGGCCGGUAUGAGGAACACAUGCACCACUUCAGGCAUGGGCUCCGAAGCAUUGAUGACAGAUUUGCUUCAUUCCAAGUCUCACUGGAUCAACUCAGGCACACGAUAGGCUAUCUUAUUCCUCCUCACCCUGUUGCCUUCCACCACCAUGUUACUGGCUCCAGUCGGCCCCAGGAGCACCACGAUGAUGAUGGCCGACCCGCUCCGGGUGCUGAGCACACCACCAUUCCCCCAGUCCGCACACUUAAGGAUGCCAUUAAACAAUGGCUGCAUGGGGAUGAGAAUGAGCUCCGAGUGCCACUGAAGAACUGGAAGCGGGAAUGGUACACUGGCAAGCACUCGAGCACACAUGGAGUGACAUAUGGCAAGCACCGUCGUGUUGGCCAGAAAUAUGAUGAGUCUGUAGUCUCUUCCUUCUCUUCUCCUUUUGGUGACUAA
Messenger RNA from Cantharellus anzutake, 1719 nucleotides. RefSeq lists its product as uncharacterized. The transcript is spliced from 6 exons. The coding region runs from base 94 to 1719 and encodes 541 amino acids. The record is from RefSeq and is a predicted model, not a curated record. Lineage: Eukaryota; Fungi; Basidiomycota; Agaricomycetes; Cantharellales; Hydnaceae.